AUGUUUGCCAACGAGGGCAGCAAGGAGAACCAUGAAUUGAGAUUCCAUGAAGAUGAGACGGUUGACGAUGACGACAACGAUGGUGCUACUGCUGUUAACAAUAAUGCCGAUACUACUAAGAAGUUAGGUGGCAACAUAGAGAUCAAUGGCGUCGACAUUUGUAAUGAUGUUAAGCCUCAAUCGUCCUCCACUGCAACACCGAACAGCUCGUCGCCGGCUACUGUGAAAUAUAUCGAACUGGCCAGUGUUAACAAGAGGCUGAAGGUCGUCGCGCAAGUUGAAGGCAAAAGUGAUGAAAAGAAAUCCCCAGCUGUCUUGAGGAAAAAGAGAGGCAGGCCAAGAAAAGUUUUAAAGGUAGAAGAUGGCGACGACGACGACGACGACGACUACACACCAAGAAGCAGCGUCAACACACCAACUACAGCAACAACGCAUACACCUCAGACGAAUUCGACGUCAUCAACGGUCGUUACUCCCAAACGAAAGAGAGGCAGACCACCAAAACAAAAGCCAACCCCAGUUAUACAAUUGGCCGAUGAAGACGACGAUGAUGGGAACGUCAGUGAUGAUGGUAUUAGUAAUAAUAAUGAUAAUAAUGAGGAUGAUGAAGGUGAUGAAGAUGAGAGAAAGCUGAAAUUACUAUUGGAAAAGUAUAAAAGUUCCAAGAGAAAAUUUCAUGUGGAUAGUAUAGCAGAUCAUUCUGACAAAGAAGAUGAGGAUGAGGAAGAAGAUGAUGAUGAUGAUGGAGUGAAUGAUAGUUACGAUAAUGGGGGUCAUGGUGAUUUAUCUGGAGAAUUCAACAUCAGUGAUAUUGUUGCUGCCGAUGCUGAUGAAAACGAGGAUGAAUGUGACGUCACUAACAACAAUUGCGAUGAUAAUGACGAGCUUAUUGCUGCUAGUGAUGAUGAGAACGAAGAUGACGACGACGAUGAUGAUGAAAAUGAUUAUCAUAACAUGUUGGUUCCUUUUGAUUACUAG
This is a messenger RNA of Helobdella robusta, 978 nucleotides long. RefSeq lists its product as hypothetical. Lineage: Eukaryota; Metazoa; Annelida; Clitellata; Rhynchobdellida; Glossiphoniidae. The transcript is spliced from 3 exons. The record is from RefSeq and is a predicted model, not a curated record. The coding region runs from base 1 to 978 and encodes 325 amino acids.